Messenger RNA from Camelus dromedarius (Arabian camel), 2493 nucleotides. It is a transcript of the gene ERICH6B, whose product is annotated as glutamate rich 6B. The record is from RefSeq and is a predicted model, not a curated record. Bases 1 to 2493 code for a protein of 830 amino acids. Lineage: Eukaryota; Metazoa; Chordata; Mammalia; Artiodactyla; Camelidae. The transcript is spliced from 16 exons.
AUGUCUGCUGAAAAUCACAGCCCAUCGGAAACAUCACCUCCUCACUCUCCCACAGUUUUCCACCAUCCCACCCAGACUUUAGCUUCAGAGGAAGAGGAUACUGAGGGAAAUGAGAAGAGUUCAUCUGAAGAAUCUUUAUUUCCUAAAGACAAAAAGUCUCUGGAGGAAGACCAGCACCUGGAGGAGGAGGAGGAGGAAAAGUAUCUGAAAGGAAAGGAGUAUCUGCAUGAACAGGAGCAUCUGAAGGAGGAAAAGUAUCUACAGAAGGAAAAGCAUCUGGAAGGGAGAGAGGAUAUGUAUGAAAACUUUCUGGUAGACGGAAGGCCCCCUCUCCCACUUGUGCACACGGGCCAUGAAGGUCCCAGGCACACGCCAGGCCCCUUCCCUACUCUAAAGCAGCUGCAGAAGCAGGCCCGGGACCAAGGGCCAGGGGCUCCCUGCUGCAUCACUCCCGCCACUGCCGACAGGGCAGGGGACCGCUGUUUGGCCCUGAUGAGCCAGAAGCCUGGUCCCGCUUCCCGGGUGCUGAGACAGCUGGCCCUGCACCUGACCCCCAACGCCCUGUCAUCAGACCCCCAGGAACCUUUCUCGAAGAUGGUGGUGUUUGCAGUGAGCAGGGUGCCCACCUUCUUUGCGGUCCCCGCUCCCAUCUCUGAACCCACCAGCAGCAGGCCUCCUCGUGGUGAUUCGAUACCAUCUACAUCCUCCAUGAAGUACGAUUGGGAGUUUCUGGACUGGCAGGACCAGAGCACCCAGACGGAAUGGAUCUAUGAGAGCAAGCUCGGGACACAGGCCAUUUCUUCCCAGAUUACGGACUGGUCCCCUGGGGAGAGGCCAUAUCCAAAUAAUCAGGUGGACGGCGGUGAAGGGGACUCAGGCCCACCCCAGACCCUGUCUCAGUCAAAGCCAGCCCUGGUUCAGAAUGAGCCCAGACCAUCCAUAGCGGGGAAUUUUGUGGCCACAACUAGAAGUGACUCAGGAGACAGUUCGUGCGCCAGAAACAGCAUUUUACAUGGAUUCUACAAACAGCACUUUGAACUGAAUAUGGAGGAAAAACACCCAGAUAAAUCCCUGAAACCUAUUACUACAGAGAGUGGCAGGUCUGACACCGAAGGAAUGUUAAAGGCCCUGAGAAUGCUCGGGGCUCAUGGCAGGCAGCAUUCUGCAGGGGGACCAGAAAGACUAUUUAUGGCCUCAGCACCUUUAAAAUCAAAAACACAGAAAGGAGGCUCAACAAUGAUGCUAACCACCUUGAAGCCUGACUCGCCAGUAUUAAUUGAUCCCACUGGCACGCUGGAAGGCGAAGUCGACUCUGAAGACAAUGUUUUCACCAGCUCCUAUCAGAUGGUGUUUAGGACCAUGGUCAAAGAAAUGGCUGUUCGCGACGAAAUGGAAGAGGAUAUUUACAUUCCCCUCACUGGUCAUCUGGAGAGUGAAACCAGAAGGAAACUUGGAAUUCUGUUGAAGAAAAAUUUUGAAAAAUACAAGGAAAUAAUCCUCUGGAUCAUCAAGAAACGUGAAAGUAAGAACCCCUCUCCCAUUUUCCGCCACGUCCUCCCCGUGACCUCCUCCAGCACUGUGUUGGCCCCAGUGGUGGGGCCACCAAGCUACUUGCUUAACCAAAGGACUACAGAGACCACUAUCUCGUUUACUUUGUGUCAUCAACCACCAAAAGUCGAGGAGCCUGAGAAAGAAGAAGUAAAAAAACCUCGUAUUGUUCGCCGUGAGAAGACACUAGAAAUAGAUACGGACUGGAUAAAGAGCAAGACUAAGGUUCAUCAAGAUGAUGGAGAAUUAAUUCUCUACCCCAGUGAGACUGUCUUCCAAAUUCUCUUUUCUGAUGGAUCAGGCCAGAUACAUUAUCCAUCAGGACACCUGGCCAUGCUCAUCCUCAGUAUAAAAGAAGGAAAGUUCACGUGCAUCAUUCUGGAAGACAGUGAACAUUUGUGUAUCCGGGCCCUUAUCAACAAUUUUGGCCAUGCCACCUUCUACGAUGAAAAUGGAGACAUCUGGUUGAGCCUGAGCCCAAACCUAGGCUACUACUUCGCCAAAGGCAAGCACCAGAAGGCCUGGAACUGGUGGGAUCUGAACCUGCAUGUCCACGCACCCCCUGUCCAGUCCAUCUCCUUGAAUAUCAACCGCUACAUCAAGGUACAUAUAAGGAGCCAGGAUAAGAUCAUCUUCCACUUCACCCACCAAAAGAAACGCAUCUGCUUAAACCUGGGCACCAGGUACAAGUUCAUCAGCCCAGAGGUACUGAGUGAAAUGAAGAAGAAAGCAAUCCUGGAAAUGGAAAUCAGUCCAACAGCUCAGAAGAUCCAGAUCCUCCUGGGAAAAAUGAGUAGGACCCUGAAUAUACUGACCAUCUUUGAUCUCAAAAACUUCAUAGAGGGCUCCAAGAUCUUCCCAAUGAGACAAUCUGAGCUGGAGGAGAAAACCUCAUCUUCCGGUCUCAGGCAGUCGCCAGAUUACCCCACAGCCUCUUCAGCCUGA